This is a messenger RNA of Sphaerodactylus townsendi, 1751 nucleotides long. RefSeq names its product matrix metallopeptidase 23B (gene MMP23B). Lineage: Eukaryota; Metazoa; Chordata; Lepidosauria; Squamata; Sphaerodactylidae. Gene Ontology annotation, cellular component: extracellular matrix. Gene Ontology annotation, biological process: collagen catabolic process; proteolysis; extracellular matrix organization. The transcript has 8 exons. Gene Ontology annotation, molecular function: metalloendopeptidase activity; zinc ion binding. The record is from RefSeq and is a predicted model, not a curated record. The coding region runs from base 230 to 1432 and encodes 400 amino acids.
UAUGAUACAGCUUGGCAGAGGCUGAUAAAAUGCUUGGCUUGUCAAACAGAGGUUAUAUGUAAAGCCUAGCUUUUUUUUCUUUCAGUGCCAUUAAAAAAAAGAGAGAGAGAAUAGUUCUGUGGAUAUCUGACCAAGCUCCAUCCAUUCGCCGCCACGGCUGCAACACGCUGGAUACUGGAUGCUUGCGAACGGGGCACGUUUAUCUCUCUGCCUUUAAUAAAAGACAGCCAUGGACUAUGCGGAAAGGCUCCGGGCGGACGAUGCUCACAAUUUUCUUCCAGGCGAUAGUCGGAAAAGCCAUAAAUAUCAAUGUAUCCUGGGUUUUACAUGCAUUUUCACAUUCCUGGUUCUACUGGCUGCUCUCAGACACCCGCUUGGAAAAGAUGUUCCAAAAAUUCAGGAAACAGCUGCAUGGCCAGGUGUUCCACAUGGCCUCUCCCCACCUUCCCGAGACCUUGUUUUCCCACCUCAUCCCCACCUGAGGAAGAAACGCUACACGCUCACCCCAGGACACCUGAAGUGGGACCACCUCAACCUGACAUACAAGAUUCUGUCGUUCCCCAGAAACCUCAUCAACGAGAGCCAGACGAGGAAGGGACUGGCGACCGCUUUCCGCAUGUGGAGCGAUGUCUCGCCGUUCAGCUUUCGGGAAGUGUCGCCGAGCGAAGCCAGCGACCUGAAAAUCGGCUUCUAUUCCAUAAACCACACGGAUUGCUUGGAGUCCCACAUCCAUCACUGUUUCGAUGGGACGACAGGAGAGUUGGCCCAUGCCUUUUUCCCGCAGACUGGUGAGAUCCAUUUCGAUGACCACGAAUACUGGAUCGUGGGGGAGACGAGGUUCAGCUGGAAAAAAGGGGUUUGGCUGACUGACCUGGUCCACAUUGCCGCUCACGAAAUUGGUCACGCCCUUGGGCUGAUGCACUCCCUGGAUCCCAAUGCUCUGAUGCAUCUCAAUGCAACGCUGACCGGGAAAAAUGUCAUCUCCCAGGACGAGAUGUGGGGGAUCUUCAGGCUUUAUGGCUGUAAAGACCGAAUUUUUCUCUGCCCAUCCUGGACUCGGAAGGGCUUCUGCAAGAAACGGACCAAACUAAUGAAGAAGCAUUGUCCGCAGAGCUGCGACUUCUGCUUGGAUUUCCCCUUCCCAACAGCGGUGCCAACUCCGCCUCCUCCAAGGAUGAAAACAAGGACAGUUCCAGAGGGCAGGAACGUCACCCUCCGGUGUGGGCAGAAGAUCAUUCAUAAAAAGGGCAAAGUUUAUUGGUACAAAGAUAAAGAGCUUCUAGAAUAUUCCUAUCCGGGGUAUCUCUCGCUGAAUGACGACCACAUGAGCAUCAUAGCCAACGCGAUCAACGAAGGCACCUACACUUGCAUCGUCAAGAAGAAGUCCAAGAUCCUCACCACGUACUCCUGGAGAGUCAGGGUGAAGCAGUAAGGGAGGCAGGACGUUGCCAGAGCUUUGGACUCUCCGCAACUCAAUAGCGGGUCUGCAAAGCCCAUUUUCUCCUCUCCUGCAUCCAUCCCUUGGCUGCUUUGUUGGGAUGCUGGGUCUUCUUCAACCAGAGACAAUAGCUUCUUUUAAAAAAAUGAAAAGUGUGUAUGGACAAUUAGAAAAGUUUACCUUUUAGCAGUCCUCCUGAUCGUAUAGAUGGGAAGAGCGGGGCUGAUUUUGUACUGUUGAAGGCUUUCAUGGCCGGAAUCGCUGGAGCGUUGUGGGGUUUCCGCUGUAUGGCCGUGUUCCAGUAGCAUUUUCU